AUGACUUCCACGACGCCACUGGCAAAACCUCUGGCCGGACAAGAGCACCCGCGAGAUCAACGAAGUCACCCAGCAUCUACACCACGGGACUCGGCGGUUUUGAAGACGACAUCUCUAGAAAAGCGAAGCACAAAGUUCCCGCAAAAUAACCGUCCCACCCACUUUGUCUGUUUCCCGCUUGUCAGCGACGAAUCAGUCUCCCAGCUCUCCAGAUCCCUGGCACACUUCAGAUCGCUCACCACGCCUUUACCUUCUGCAGAGCGUGAUACGACUCCCGAGAGAGGUUAUGAGGGGCAGGAGCUCGACCCGGACUCCACGACACCAGAGCAAGCCGGGAACGAAACACGGGGUCGAGAUGCAGAUCAGGCAUUGAGAAUCAUUCCCGAGUCGGCGCAUCGCCCGCCUGGGACGUUUCAUUUGACUCUCGGGGUUAUGCACCUCCCCAGCGCGGAGGAUCUGGACAACGCUGUGGCCGUGCUUCAGCAGAUUGAUUACCUGGAUUUGCUCAGGCGAGCGGAGCUCGGUGAAGGAGACGAGACGAGGAAAUCCGGGCAGGGGAAGCAUCAGAUACGGCCAAAAAGAAAAGCCGUUGACGCAGCCGGGGAGAUCCGAUCAUCCUCAACAGGGCAGACGCAGAACGAAAGUCGGUCUGUCAGAGCUAAAGAUGCAGACCACGAACCCGAAGAGAAGGGCAACCUGCAUGUGGCAGCAAAAGAAGCCGGCGCAGCGUUAUCUUCACCACUCCAAACAAUCCAAUCCCUAACGAGAGAAAUCUCCCCACCACACGUCUCUACCACUCCAGCAUUCUCCCAAAACGAAUCUAGAGCUCCAGACAUUCAGCCACCACCGAUAACCAUCUCCCUGACCUCCCUGGGCACGUUCCCCUCUGCCCGCUCCGCCCGGGUUUUCUACGCGCACCCUCACGACCCCACAGACCGCCUACAGAGAUUCGGAAACAUGGUGCGCGACAUCUUCCGGGACGCGGGCCUCAUCACCGAGACGCGACCUCUGGUUCUGCACGCCACGGUCGCGAAUCUGAUAUACGUAAAGGCUAAAGGGAGAGGGAAGGGCCGGAGUGGGAGUGGGAAAUGGAAAGGGAAGAGUCGAGGUGGAGACGACGGGAACGUCGACGCGCGGGAGCUUCUGAGGCUGUUUAACCAGGGACGAGACGCCGUUACGGAUGCUACGAGUCGUCCAGAAGGAGCACCGUCAACACCAGUUCCUUCUGGUCCGGCGGUGGCGGCGCCCUUCAUCUGGGCCGAGAAUAUCUCGAUCCGCAGCAUCCGGAUCUGCAAGAUGGGCGCCGUACCCUCGGGCACUCCGGGCUGGGGGCUCGAGUACCCUCCCGUUGCGGAGAAGGUGUUUCAAGACCGAGAUGAGACUCGGGAUCUCUGA
This is a messenger RNA of Fonsecaea nubica, 1395 nucleotides long. RefSeq lists its product as hypothetical. Bases 1 to 1395 code for a protein of 464 amino acids. NCBI's taxonomy places the organism in Eukaryota, Fungi, Ascomycota, Eurotiomycetes, Chaetothyriales, Herpotrichiellaceae. Gene Ontology annotation, cellular component: nucleus. The record is from RefSeq and is a predicted model, not a curated record. The transcript has a single exon. Gene Ontology annotation, biological process: DNA alkylation repair; regulation of DNA-templated transcription.